UAUUCUCUUCACCCGGUGGCCGCCAUAUUGGCAGAACGUAAGGACGGUCACAGUACUAGCCACCGGUAGUAAUUUAUCUUUUUCGAAAAACUUUGUGUAAGUUGGCGUGAAACAGGGAAACAAGUGAUAUAUUGGCCACAGAAUAUGUCGCAGUUGCUUCCUAUUAGGUUCCAGGAGCAUUUACAGCUCCAAAAUGUUGGAAUCAAUGCUGCAAACAUUGGGUUCAGCACCCUUACUAUGGAAUCGGACAAAUACAUCUGUGUCCGAGAAAAGGUGGGUGAUACUGCCCAGGUGAUCAUCAUAGAUAUGAAUGACAGCUCCAACCCUAUUCGCAGACCAAUAUCUGCUGAUUCAGCCAUCAUGAAUCCUGCGAGUAAAGUCAUUGCAUUGAAAGCUGGUAAGACUCUUCAGAUUUUCAACAUCGAGAUGAAGAGCAAGAUGAAGUCUCACACAAUGACGGAAGAUGUUAUAUUCUGGAAAUGGAUUUCGGUGAACACUGUAGCUCUUGUCACUGACGCAUGUGUUUAUCACUGGAGCAUGGAAGGUGACUCCCAACCACAGAAGAUGUUUGACAGACACACAAACCUUGCCGGUUGUCAAAUCAUCAACUACAGAACAGAUGCAGCUCAGAAGUGGCUCCUUGUUGUUGGAAUAUCUGCCCAGACUGGGGCAGAAGGAGGAAUGAGUGCAGAUUCACAAAAUCGUGUUGUUGGUGCCAUGCAGCUGUAUUCAGUGGAGAGGAAGAUCAGUCAACCAAUAGAGGGUCAUGCUGCAGCCUUCACACAGUUCAAAAUGGAGGGUAACCCCCAGCCAUCCACACUCUUCUCUUUUGCUGUCAGAGGAGCACAGGGAGGAAAGCUUCACAUAAUUGAAGUAGGUCAGCCCCCUCAAGGGAAUCAACCAUUCACCAAAAAAGCUGUAGAUGUGUUCUUUCCUCCAGAGGCACAGAAUGAUUUCCCCGUAGCAAUGCAGAUGAGUCAAAAACAUGGUGUUGCAUUUCUGAUCACAAAAUAUGGGUACAUUCAUUUGUAUGACAUAGAAACUGGUACUUGCAUUUACAUGAACAGAAUCAGUGGAGACACAAUAUUUGUCACUGCUCCACAUGAGGCUACCUCUGGAAUCAUUGGUGUCAACAGAAAAGGACAGGUUCUUUCAGUCAGUGUAGAGGAAGACAAUAUCGUUCAAUACGUUACCACUAACCUGCAAAACCCAGACCUGGCUUUGAAAAUUGCCUCCAGGGGUAAUCUGCCAGGGGCUGAAGACCUGUUUGUUAGAAAAUUCAACAACCUAUUCCAGAGUGGAAACUACCAGGAAGCUGCCAAGGUAGCAGCUAGUGCUCCCAAGGGAAUUCUAAGGACACCUCAGACCAUCCAGAGGUUUCAGCAGGUAGCUGCACAGCCCGGACAGAGCUCACCACUGCUGCAGUACUUCGGUAUUCUACUGGACAAGGGGCAGCUUAACAAAUAUGAGACUUUAGAGUUAUGUCGUCCAGUACUACAGCAAGGCCGUAAACAGCUUCUGGAGAAAUGGCUUAAAGAAGACAAGCUUGAAUGCAGUGAAGAACUAGGAGACCUUGUCAAAUCAGUUGAUCAGAACUUGGCACUGUCUGUAUAUCUUAGGGCCAAUGUUCCUGGAAAGGUCAUUCAAUGUUUUGCGGAGACAGGACAAUUCCAGAAGAUAGUGAUGUAUUCAAAGAAAGUGAACUUUACCCCCGAUUACAUCUUCUUGUUGAGAAGUCUAAUGAGGAUUAACCCUGAGCAAGCUCUACAGUUUGCCCAGAUGUUGGUGGAAGAUGAUGAACCUCUAGCUGAUCUGAACCAGAUUGUGGACGUGUUCAUGGAGAUGAACCUGAUCCAGCAGUGUACUUCAUUCUUGUUGGAUGCUCUAAAGAACAACAGGCCAUCAGAGGGUCCUCUACAGACCAGGCUACUGGAGAUGAACCUGAUGUCAGCUCCUCAGGUUGCUGAUGCCAUUCUUGGAAAUCAAAUGUUUACUCACUACGACAGAGCACACAUCGCCCAGCUGUGUGAAAAAGCUGGACUCCUGCAAAGGGCAUUGGAACACUACACCGAUCUGUAUGACAUCAAAAGAGCUGUUGUACACACCCAUCUCCUGAACCCAGAGUGGCUAGUGACCUACUUUGGAUCCCUGUCUGUUGAGGAUUCACUGGAAUGUUUGAAAGCCAUGCUACAGGCCAACAUCAGACAAAAUCUGCAAGUCUGUGUACAGAUUGCCUCCAAGUAUCACGAGCAGCUUGGCACCAACAGCUUGAUCGAAAUCUUUGAAUCAUUCAAAAGCUUUGAAGGUCUAUUCUACUUCCUGGGAUCUAUUGUUAACUUCAGUCAGGAUCCAGAUGUACAUUUCAAGUACAUCCAGGCUGCCUGUAAAACGGGACAGAUCAAGGAAGUGGAGAGAAUUUGUCGUGAGAGCAACUGCUAUGACCCAGAGCGUGUCAAGAACUUCUUGAAGGAGGCCAAACUGACCGAUCAACUGCCCUUGAUUAUUGUCUGUGACAGAUUUGACUUUGUUCAUGAUCUAGUCUUGUAUUUGUACAGAAACAAUCUGCAAAAGUACAUUGAAAUCUACAUUCAGAAGGUGAACCCUGCCAGACUGCCAGUAGUCAUCGGUGGAUUGUUGGAUGUAGACUGCAGUGAGGACGCCAUCAAACAGCUCAUCAUGGUGGUCAAAGGACAGUUCUCCACUGAUGAACUUGUAGCUGAAGUAGAGAAAAGAAACAGACUGAAGCUGUUAUUGCCUUGGCUGGAGAUGAGGGUACAUGAAGGAGUACAAGAACCAGCGACACAUAAUGCCCUCGCCAAAAUAUACAUUGACAGCAACAACAACCCAGAGAGAUUCCUCAAGGAGAACCAGUUUUACGACAGCCUUGUUGUAGGAAAGUACUGUGAGAAGAGAGAUCCUCACCUUGCUUGUGUAGCAUACGAAAGAGGACAGUGUGAUGAGGAACUCAUCCAGGUGUGCAAUGAGAACUCCUUGUUCAAGAGUCAGUCCCGCUACCUAGUGAAGCGUAGAGACAUGGACCUUUGGGCCAAGGUGCUGAAUGAAGACAAUGAGUUCAGGAGACAGCUGAUUGACCAGGUAGUGCAGACUGCUCUGUCCGAGACCCAGGAUCCCGACGAUAUCUCCGUGACAGUGAAGGCUUUCAUGACAGCAGAUCUACCCAAUGAGCUCAUUGAGUUGUUGGAGAAGAUUGUUCUGGAUAGCUCUGUCUUCAGUGAACACAGGAACCUACAGAACUUGCUGAUCCUGACUGCCAUUAAAGCUGAUCGCACUCGUGUGAUGGAGUACAUCAACAGACUGGAUAACUAUGACGCCCCAGACAUUGCAAACAUUGCAAUCACUAAUGAACUGUAUGAGGAAGCUUUUGCCAUCUUCAAGAAAUUUGAAGUCAACACAUCUGCUAUACAGGUGCUAAUUGACAACGUAAAGAACUUGGACCGUGCUUAUGAGUUUGCUGAGCGUUGCAACGACCCAGCAGUUUGGAGCCAGCUCGGACGUGCUCAGCUGAAUGAAAACAUGGUCAAAGAAGCCAUUGAUUCCUUCAUCAAGGCUGAUGAUCCAUCACAAUACAUGGAAGUUGUCAAUGUAGCAGCCAGCAACAAUAGCUGGGAAGAUUUAGUCAAAUUCUUGCAAAUGGCCCGCAAGAAAGCAAGAGAAACAUUUAUAGAAACAGAAUUAGUCUUUGCUUAUGCAAAAACCAACAGAUUAGCAGAUUUAGAAGAAUUCAUUUCAGGGCCAAACCAUGCUAACAUCACACAGGUGGCAGACAGAUGCUUCGACAACAAAAUGUAUGAAGCUGCCAAACUACUGUACAAUAACGUAUCUAACUACGCCCGCCUGGCUAUCACUUUGGUCCAUCUAGGAGAAUAUCAAGGAGCUGUGGAUGGGGCAAGGAAAGCCAACAGCACUAAGACCUGGAAAGAGGUUUGCUUUGCUUGUGUGAACAAUGAGGAGUUCAGACUGGCCCAGAUGUGUGGUCUACACAUUGUUGUACAUGCUGAUGAGCUGGAGGAAUUAAUUAACUACUACCAGGAUAGAGGCUUCUUCGAGGAGUUAAUCUCCCUACUAGAGGCAGCAUUAGGAUUAGAAAGAGCCCAUAUGGGUAUGUUCACAGAAUUAGCCAUUUUAUACUCAAAAUUCAAACCUGAGAAGAUGAGGGAACACCUGGAGCUGUUCUGGUCUAGAGUCAACAUUCCAAAAGUAUUACGAGCAGCCGAACAAGCCCACUUGUGGCCCGAGUUAGUCUUCUUGUAUGAUAAAUAUGAGGAGUAUGAUAAUGCUAUCAUUGCAAUGAUGAACCACCCUACAGAGGCCUGGAAGGAGAGCCAGUUCAAAGACAUCAUCACAAAAGUCGCCAACAUUGAGCUCUACUACAAAGCCAUUCAAUUCUACCUGGACUUUAAACCUUUACUUCUUAAUGACUUGCUAAUGGUCCUGACCCCUCGUCUGGACCACACCCGGGCGGUCAACUUCUUCAUCAAAGUGAAGCAGAUAUCCCUGGUGAAGCCGUACCUCCGCAGCGUGCAGAAGAACAACAACAAAGCCAUUAACGAGGCGCUGAACAACCUCCUGAUUGAGGAGGAAGAUUAUCAAGGUCUGCAGGCCUCCAUCGAUGGCUACGAGAACUUUGACAACAUCAUGCUGGCCCAGCGACUAGAGAAACACGAACUCAUUGAGUUCAGGAGAAUUGCAGCCUACUUAUACAAAGGAAACAACAGAUGGAAACAGUCUGUUGAUUUAUGCAAGAAGGACAAGCUUUUCAAGGAUGCCAUGUGUUAUGCUAGUGAGUCUAGAGACACUGGAAUAGCCGAGGACUUGAUUGCCUGGUUCUUGGAGAACCAGUAUCAUGAAUGCUUUGCGGCGUCACUGUUCCAGUGUUAUGAUCUCUUGCGACCCGAUGUGAUACUAGAAUUGGCAUGGAGACAUAACAUCAUGGACUUUGCCAUGCCCUACAUGAUUCAGGUUGUGAGGGAAUACAUUUCCAAGGUUGAUAAGCUGGAACAAGCAGAAAAUGUGAGAAGUGAGGAGGAACAGAAAGCAGAGGAGAGACCCAUUGUCUUUGCGGAACCUCAACUGAUGCUGACUGCUGGUCCCUCCAACAUGAUGCCCCCACCUCAGGCUCCUUCACCCCAGCCUCCCUAUGGGGGCCCCGCCUACCCUGGGAUGGGUGGUGGUGUUCCUACCUAUGGCUACAGCAUGUAACAUUAAAAUAACUUCAUAGUCAUACCAAGUAUUCCCAGCAUCUGACAUGGUGUAUAUUGUGAACAAGUGAUAUCAUAGAUGUGGAAGAUUCAAAAGUUUGCCAGUGAUGUGUUUUGAUGCAUUAGUUUGUAGAAGCUGUACAACAGGUCCUUGAUGUUGAGUGCAAUAUUCUCUGUAUGUAGUACAUAUGGACUAUUUAGGCAACCAAUAAUUUUCAGAUUUAAUCAUUUUCAAACAAAUCUUACCGAACGCUUUACUGAACAGGAUUUGUUGAAUUUUAGUUAAUUUUAAAAAAUAAUGAUCAAUGAUUAAUGAAAACUUAUUGAUCAUCGCAUGGCAGAUUUUUGGAGAAGCCUUAGCUAAAUCAAUCAUUAAUUCCAAGGGACCUGUGAAAUGUUAUAUCAUUUUAUGAGAUGUAAAUUUUCUGUGAUUUUAAGUUGUCAAGUAUGUAUGUAUAUAUAUAUAUUGAAUUUAAGUUUAAAGUGCUUCAAAUGCAGUUCAUGCAGUGUUUUUGUUAUUCAUAAAAUGAGGUCAAAAUAGUAAUUGUUACUAGAUAAAAAAUUUUGAAUUGGCUUGAUCAUUAGAGCAUGUUGUUUUUAUUUUCAUUUGUCACAUGGUUAAUGAUUAAAUUAAUGAAUGUGUGGUAUUUUGCACUAAUCUUUCAAACCUCAUAUUGACAUUUGAUUUCAAGGAAGUUUUGAAUUUGUAGAUAAGACAAAUCAUCAAAUACGCUUUACUUUAAAGCAUAGAAAUUAUUUAUUUAUAGCUAUUUAAGAAAAAUGUACUAUAGACUAGCUUUUAAUUGUUGCACAUACUCAAAUAUAUCACUGAAAGGAAACUACAAUAGUGUAUGAAGUUCCAUAGCCAACUAUAUAUAUAGUUCAUUUGAAUUCAAUGUUGUAUAAAAGGACAUUUGUAGAGGUUCACUUGAAUAUGUGACUGUGUGUUGUUGGUUUUCAGACUCUGCUAUUAAGGUUCCAGCUAGUGAGCAUUUCGACAAUAUUGUUGUCUAUUCUGUGGUCUAGAUUGUUAUCCGAUGCUGUGAUGACAUUGGAUUUUAUCUAUCAGUAGUAAUGUACAAGUGUAUUACACAAAGAACAAGAAUAAACUUCUAUAGACAAUAUUGAAAA
Messenger RNA from Magallana angulata, 6350 nucleotides. Its product is annotated as clathrin heavy chain 1. Gene Ontology annotation, molecular function: structural molecule activity; clathrin light chain binding. Lineage: Eukaryota; Metazoa; Mollusca; Bivalvia; Ostreida; Ostreidae. Gene Ontology annotation, biological process: intracellular protein transport; receptor-mediated endocytosis. The record is from RefSeq and is a predicted model, not a curated record. Gene Ontology annotation, cellular component: clathrin-coated endocytic vesicle; clathrin coat of trans-Golgi network vesicle; cell cortex. The transcript is spliced from 32 exons. The coding region runs from base 145 to 5220 and encodes 1691 amino acids.